Ectocarpus sp. CCAP 1310/34 is the source of this 1279-nucleotide messenger RNA. The record is from the annotation of a GenBank genome assembly. Lineage: Eukaryota; Phaeophyceae; Ectocarpales; Ectocarpaceae.
AUUCAAGGCAAGACUUGUAGCGCGGGGGGACAUGCAGAGGGCUUCGAUUGAUUUUGGAGGAUUGUUUGCACCCACCGUAUCAGUGUCCAGUGUGCGCUUGUUGGCAGCACUAGCAUGCGAGCAGAAUCUUGACUUCUGCCAUUUCGAUAUUCAGCAGGCUUUUGUGCAGUCUGAGGUUGAUGAGGAUGUUUUCAUGCGCUUACCGCAGGGGUGUGGUAGGUUAUCUGGCCUGAUCGUGAAGCUGUGCAAGAGUCUGUAUGGCUUGAAGCAGGCAUCACGACAUUGGCAUGCGCACCUGACGAGGUGUUUGUUACUAUUAGGUUUUUUGCAGUGUCUGGCGGAUGCAUGUGAUUUUCGAUUGAUGGAGGAGGGACAUGUGAUCAUGAUCAUUGUGGUCCACGUGGAUCACAAUUUUGCCGUAGGGCAGAAGGAAAGGUGUGACAAGUUUGGCAGGGAUCUCAUCGAGAUGGUCCCCGUGAAGAACCUUGGAGAGUUGAGGUGGUUUGCCGAAGAGCUGGCUGCAGAGUAUGGCGUUGAGUGGGGGCAGAGUGUGCCUCUGCCUGUGAGCGUAAAGCUCUCCGACUUUGACGUGAAUGAAAAGAGUGCUGAUGUCCCUUUUCGCGAGUUGGUAGGAUCUCUGAUGUGGUUGGCCACUCAAACACGGCCGGACAUUGCGAAUGUAGUUCGAGCAGUAGCGCGGUAUUGCGCGUCUCCCAAGAUGAUGCACUGGAAGGCAGCACUCGGUAUUUUAGGAUACGUAUGCAGGACGAGUUGGAUGGGGAUUACAUUUGAGAGGGGCGUCGUGACAGGUUUGAGCAUGCAGGUGUUUGUUGAUGCCGACUAUGCAACCAAGGCGGCAGACCGGAGGUUGGUGUCUGGGGGGCUGGUGGUGUGUGUGGGGGGGCGGUGUGACUUGGUUUUCACGAACGCAGAAGUGCGUUACGCUUUCCACCACGGAAGCAGAGUAUGUGGCAAUUACCGACGUCUUGAAGGAAGUGUUGUUCUUGAGGCAGGUGUGGCGUUUGAUGUUGCCAGAUGCGAAUUGCCGUUCAUCCCGGUGUUCGAGGAUAAUCAGGGAGCGAUUCAGAUUGCGCACAACCCGAUCACGAACUCCAACUCGAAGCACAUCGAUGUACGGCAUCACUUUAUCAGGGAGCUGGUAGAGAGGAAAGAGAUAUCAAUUACUCAUGUGCCGACGCAAUUUCAGCAUGCAGAUUCCUUGACGAAGGCUAUUAGCAAGGAGUCUUUUGCGUUGCACCGUGACUUUGUGAUGAACUAG